CUACAUUUGGGGGGAGAGAGAGAGAACCACUUCGCACUCCCUCGUGAGCGAGCACGCGCCGACUCUCAGCCCGCGCGACGAGCCGCUGACUGCGUGAUCGACACCACCACCACCACGUCGUGAACUCCCUUCCCCCCCGCUACAAAUUCACCGCAGUCUCUAUUGUCACGCACUUCAUGACUUCGCUCUGCUGCUCCAUAGACGAUCCCGAUGGAAUUUGGCCAAUUCUGUCGAGAGCUUGGUGGCAUUGAUCAGGUUGUGGACGUUAUGAGUUGUUGAUGUUGUUGGAUUGUCGAGCAGGAGCGGAAUUGAUGAGACUGGUGAUGUGGGGCGGAGCAGUUGGGGUGAUUCAGACUCCAGCGUGGGGGAGUUUUACGAGGGAGUGAGUGAGGGAGUGAGUCAGACGGUGCGGUUUCGAGAGGAGAGAUGUGUUUAUUGGAUUUGGUUUUCUGCGUGAGAGGCUUCGGUGUCGUUGAGAGGUGUUGGAUGUGGUGAGGAGUGAGGAGACGAGGAGGUUGUGGAGUAAGCGAGUGGACGCGAUGGAGCCUUACCACCACAGCCGUCGGGGUAAAGAGUCUGGUGUUGUGUGUGGGAUGAGCCGGGGGAAACAAACGACGUGCCUGAUGCUGACGAUGGUUGCCAGUAUGGCUCUGGUGCUGCUUUGGGAAGCGAUGCCCUUCACCAGCUCCAAUGCCGUCGGUACACCAAUUCUCAAUCGUGAGCUUCGAAGUGAGCUCGACGAGCUGGCCAAGAGUUACGAGUCCCGGCCGUUUCUGAGAACUGUGCCAUUGAUCAGAUCGAAAGAAGACGAUGAAGACACCGACGAAUCUUCUUCCUCAGAAGCUGAUUCUGGCGAGUUAAUCGAGAGAGACAGCACACCUACUCGAGCAGGCACUCGAAUUGAAGAGUUCAUCCAGAACGCCUCAGAGGUAAUCCCUGAAGAAUCGACAUCAGCAGACUAUGAACAAGUUGAGAGAGUCAAGGGUAAUGUAAAGUCUGGCGAGGUGCAUGUUUCGAAAAAUGAAACCAACACCGGUGAACUUGAGACUAUCUCUCCCUUCGAGAGCUUGCACCGCUCCAACAAAACCUCGGCUCGAGAAUCUGAGGAAUUGAUCUUGGCCGAGAAUGAGGCGGCUCUGCUGGUGAACUCUAGCUUGAAUUCCACCACGCAGCAUGAAGAGCCCCUCAAGACUGCAACUGAGAAGCUCGCCGAAUCAUCUAAGACACCAGAAGAGAAGCAAUUCGCAGACAACACGACGAUUGAAGCCAACCUCAACGAGAGGUACCCAUCGUUACCGUUGGGUGAAUCAGCAUCUAACCAUAGCAACUCGAAUGAUACUAGUGCUGAGGCGAAGAAUCUUUCGUCGGCUGUGAGUGAUGGAUCUGACGAUGAAUCUGACGAUGAAGCUGAAGAAGAGCCCCCGGAGACUGCAGCAGAGAAGUUGGUCGGAUCAUUUGAGUCACAGGCGGAGAAGCGGGCUCAAAUGAUCAUUGAUGCCUAUGCCAAGGAGAGGCGCCCAUCCAAACCGUUGGGUGAAUCAGAAUUUAGCUAUAGUAGUUCCAAUGCUACCAGCGCCAAAGCAAAGACUCUCUCCACAGCUGCGAAAGAUGAAGCUGAAGUUGAUGAUGAAGAAGAGUCCUCACAGACUGCAGCUGAUAAUUACGUCGAAUCGUCUGGAUCACUAACGGAGAAGCAAAACAAAACGCGUAUUGAGACAGACCUCAAGGAGAGACGCACAUCGAAACCGUUGGGGGAAUCAGCAUUUAACCGUAACAGUUCGAAUUUUACUGCCGCGAAGGCAAAGCAUCUCUCGACGGCUAUGAAAGAUGACGCUGAAGACGAAGCUGAAGAUGAUGAGGAGCUCCCGCAGACUGCAGCUGAGUAUAACGUCGAGUCAUCUGGGACACCAGCGGGGAGGCGAAACCAAACGAUUAUUGUGACCUACCCCAAAGAGAAGCGCACAUCGAAACCGUUGCGUGAAUCAACAUUUAACCAUAGCAGUUCGCAUGCUACUGCCGCCAGGGAAAAGAAUCUCUCGGCGGCCAUGAAAAUUGAAGCAGAGGAUGAAGCUGAAGAGGUGUUCCCACAAAUUUCAGCUGAGAAAUUCGACGAGUUAUCUGAGACACCAGCAAGGAAGAAAACCGUUGAGGCACUUUCCAAGGAGAGGCUCACAUCGAAACCAUUGGUAGAAUCAGCCAUUAACCUAGGCAGUUCGAAUGUUACUGCAGCCAAGGUUAAGAAUCUCUCGACAGCUGUGAAAGAUGAAGCUAACUUAGCAGACGAUGCAGCCGAGGAAGAACCCCUCGAGUCUGCUGCUGAGAAUCUCGUCGAGCCGUCUGAGUUACCAGUGGAGAAGAAAACCGCAAACAGGACGGCCAUUGGGGCCUACUCCAAGGACAGGAUCACAUCAAAACGGUUGGGUGCAUCCGCAUCUAACCAUAGUAGUUUGAAUACUAUCGACGCUAAGCCAAAUAGUCUCUCAUCGACUCUGAAAGAUGAGGCUGAAGAUGAGCUUGACGAAGAGCCCUCACGAACUGCAGCUGAAAAGUUCGUUGAGUCGUCUGAGUUAUCAACAGAGAAGCAAACCGCGGGUAAUACGACCACUGAGGCCUAUUCUACUGAGAGGCACACAUUAAAAUCGUUGGGUGCAUCGGCAACUAACCAUAGUUUGAAUGCUACUGACGCAAAGAACCUCUCGUCAGCUAUGAAAGUUGAAGCCGACGAGGUUGCAAGUACUCAAGGGAUUAACUCAUUAAACGCGAAGAAUACCUCACAGAAGUGUGACUAUUCGGUUGGGAGUUGGGUGAAGGACAAUUCGCGGCCAUUGUAUUCCGGCCUCGAGUGCAAGAUGUGGCUCUCCCCUGUCUUCGCAUGCCGGCUCAACAAGCACCCUGACAAGCAAUACGACCGCUACCGGUGGCAACCAGCGGGAUGCAACCUACCGGUCUUCAAUGCUUCCGCUGUCUUGGAAACGUUACGGAACAAGGUGCUGGCCAUCGUAGGAGACUCUCUCGGCCACCAACAGUUACAAUCCCUGCUGUGCAUGCUCACGCGCGGCAAAAACACCACUGCCAUGACAGACAUUGGCAAGCAGUUCAAUUUCCACACGCUAAAAGGAGAACGAAGGCCGAAUGGGUACGCAUACAGGUUCGACGCGACCAACACUACCAUUGUCUUCAAGUGGACGGUGACUCUCGCCAGGGUGCAGCCGAUCAAUGCAUCGGACCCGGAGACACGGAACGCCCUCCACAUCGACCGGCCGGUGAAGUUCCUGGAGGAUCAUUUCCACCAGCUGGACGUGGUGGUGCUGAACUCAGGACACCACUGGAACGGGGGCAAGAUGAGGCUGAAUAGGUAUGAUUUCUACCACCAGGGGAAGCCAGCCAAUCUCACUGUGUCGCAAGCAUACAACAUGACGGUGCACAACGUCGUGCAUUUCGCACACAGGAAGACACAAAACACCAGUAAGAUAGUCUACUAUCGAUCCCUGUCACCUCGUCAUUUCCGAAACGGGGACUGGAACACUGGCGGCACAUGCGACACCAUCAGGUUUGAGGGUGACAAGCAAGUGCAAGAGGGCAACCGCAUCGACCCACAUGCGGAGAGUGCCAUCCUCGGCACCACCGUGAAUUUGCUCAACAUCACGUCGCUAUCGCUCCAGCGCGGCGAGACCCAUGUGUCCAAGUAUGGCGGUGCGAAGAGUGGCCAGGAUUGUUUACACUGGUGCUUGCCCGGCAUUCCGGAUACUUGGAACGAGAUCCUUUUUGCAGACCUCGCGACGAAGCUCACUAGCACCGCCAUCGCCAGCAGAGCUGAGAUGAGAUGAGAUGAGUUCAGAUUUAGGGUUUAAAGCUCCGACACUGCUGCACUUUGUACAUUCCUCGACGACCCCACUCCACCCCACCAAUUCUUUCACCGCCACAUGCUGUAUUCAGAUGUCGCUUACUACGCCGCAUUUUAGAUUCUAGCUACAGGGGUUGUCCCUUGAUCUCAUGAAUUCAUUCUUAAGCUUCCCACAUUCGAAGCAUAACCCAAUGACAAAAACUGCAGCUUUUUGUUGUAGUGUAUCGCAAUGA
Molecule: messenger RNA, 4077 nt
Organism: Physcomitrium patens
Lineage: Eukaryota; Viridiplantae; Streptophyta; Bryopsida; Funariales; Funariaceae
Cellular component (GO): Golgi apparatus
Molecular function (GO): O-acetyltransferase activity
Source: RefSeq, a predicted model, not a curated record